AUGUCGGAAAGCAUGUCAUACAAGGACAUGAAAUCCUCUUUCAACGAAGGGCGAUUUCCUCAGGCCGAUGCGCCUGUUGAUCCGAUGAAGACGAAGUCACGACGGCCAGAGCUGCAGCGGUUCAUGGUCUGGCUUUUGCCGCCCUGGAACAAAAGGCUCCGCGAACAGUGGCACGUCGCUGAGCAGAAAGCAUGUGCGGAUUUGGCAUCCGCAGGAUGCAAAUCUAUCAGUGAGCCUUGGUUCGAGUUUGAGGUUGACAGGAUUGUGUACUUGCACUUCUUCAAGCUAUUCAAGGAAUGCUUCAAACGCGAAGUUCCAGGUUGGCCUUGGGAGGGGAUUUCUCACAAGGACCUGACAUCGCCACAGGACAGAAACUCGGCGCUGUACGACAAGUACCUCAAGAAUAAAGAAGUCGCCGCCAUGCCUGCUGAGAAGAACGGCUCUGCCAAGGAGACGACCGAGAUGGAGGGCGUAGAGGGACCCGCGACCGAGAAGCCACCUGCAGCCAGCGGGAAGCUACACGCUGGGGGUCUAUCAUUCGAACAUCCCACCAACCAAGGUCCAGAGAGUCGACAAACAAAGGAUCUUUCACGCACCGGGUAUGCCGGUGGUUUCAGAGAGAGAGGUUCUGCUCGUGGUCGAGAUCAUAGUCGAAGUCGUGGACGUCGUCCAGGUAGGGGCUCUCACCGGGAUGAGGCUCGCACUCGUGCUCAAGGCCGCAACCUCACGUUCAAUGGAGAUGAGUUCGAGCGGAAGCAUGGCGAUCCAAUUCUCACUGGUCGAAACAGCAAAGCCUCGACAACUCGGAAUCCGCGGUCGACUACAAUGAGCCAGGAAGAGGCUAACAACGCUGCAUCCUCACUUGGACCUUACUUUCCGGGUACUGUAUACGAAGUCACGAAGGAGACCUUGAUGGAGGACAUGGACGGCACUGGCACAGAUCUGCAGAAGCGCACACGGGUCUGGAACCGUUACAUAGGACCGAGGGCUAUCGAAGACCCAAUCGUCGGGCCUUUCGAGAUGAAGAUCUGGGAUUUUAUCCCUACCGAUAUAUACAUCUCUGAAGAUAGAUUAGCCAGAGCCAAUCUGUUCUACAGCGAUGUACGAAUCACUUUCAACCGGCGAACCAGAAUGUUGAUUGUUGGGUUUGCUGCGCAGAAGGGCCCUGGCACGGUACCGGCUCGUAUGGAAAUUAUCAAUGCUUGGUCAGAUAUUCAAGCGUGGAUGACUGAGGUCUGCUCGCUGUUCCCACCAUGCCUCGAUGAUGUAGUCUACCGGCAGCGGAUUCUCCCCUGCACCAUCCCCGACGACGGUUACCUGCAGGCCAUGGCCAAAGCCAAACGCGACCCCAGAAACAUCGAGUAG
Messenger RNA from Fusarium odoratissimum NRRL 54006, 1365 nucleotides. RefSeq lists its product as uncharacterized. The record is from RefSeq and is a predicted model, not a curated record. The coding region runs from base 1 to 1365 and encodes 454 amino acids. NCBI's taxonomy places the organism in Eukaryota, Fungi, Ascomycota, Sordariomycetes, Hypocreales, Nectriaceae. The transcript has a single exon.